This is a messenger RNA of Salvia hispanica, 933 nucleotides long. Lineage: Eukaryota; Viridiplantae; Streptophyta; Magnoliopsida; Lamiales; Lamiaceae. The record is from RefSeq and is a predicted model, not a curated record.
AUGGCGCGCUCCUUAACUUCCCCAGGGGGCCCCUCCCGGAACUACGACCUCUGGAUCUCCCAGCCGGCCUCCGUCGAGGGGCGCCGCAUCCGCCUCCUCAGCCAGAUGGGGCUCAAUCGAGACCUCCGCCACCGCCCCUCUCAUUCCUUCUCCUCCGAUCGGUUGAACCCCAUUCUCCCAGAGUGGGGGUUGAAUGGGGGUUUGGAGAGUAAUGGGGUUGAUGAGACGAAUGCCAUGUGUAUGAUUAAAAAUCUUGACAAUGGAAAGGAGUUUGUGGUGAAGGAGGUUAAGGAAGAUGGGACUUGGAAGAAGAUCAAGGAAUUGGGAACAGGGCGCCAGUUGACCAUGGAGGAGUUCUCAUCCGAAAUGUGUGUUGGGACUUCGCCAAUUGUACAAGAAUUGAUGAGGAGACAGAAUGUUGAGGAUGGUAACAAGGAAGGGUCGGAUCUACAUUCUGAUGGGAGCUUUGGCACUGCAUCUAAGUCGAAGAAGAGGGCGAGUUGGCUGAAAAGCAUAAAGAGUGUGGCGAGUUCUGUUACUGGACAUAAGGAACGACGUAGUAGUGAUGAGAGGGAUACGUCUUCUGAGAAGGGUGGGAGGAGAUCAAGCUCCGCCACGGAUGAUAGCCAGGAUGUAUCCUUUCAUGGGCCAGAAAAAGUUCGAGUUAGGCAGUAUGGGAAGUCUGUCAAAGAGCUCACUGCUAUGUACAAGAGCCAGGAGAUACAGGCUCAUAGUGGUUCAAUCUGGGCUAUUAAGUUUAGCUUGGAUGGGAAAUAUCUGGCUAGUGCUGGCGAGGACUGUGUGAUUCAUGUGUGGCAAGUUGUGGAAACAGAAAGGAAGGGAGAUUUCUUUGACAGAUCGGAUGAUGGGAAUUUCAAUCUUCUGCUUCUAGCCAAUGGAUUCCAGAGCCUUCAUCUGUAUCACCGAAUUUAG